Molecule: messenger RNA, 4886 nt
Organism: Anoplophora glabripennis (Asian longhorned beetle)
Lineage: Eukaryota; Metazoa; Arthropoda; Insecta; Coleoptera; Cerambycidae
Gene: syd
Product: JNK-interacting protein 3
Exons: 20
Coding region: 422-4210 (1262 amino acids)
Biological process (GO): vesicle-mediated transport
Cellular component (GO): cytoplasm
Molecular function (GO): kinesin binding; MAP kinase scaffold activity; signaling receptor complex adaptor activity
Source: RefSeq, a predicted model, not a curated record
UAGGUCACGAUACGCUUAAGUUUCAUUUUAUUACUAAACAAAAAACACAGAAACAAGAAAGGUAAAUAGGUUUUCAUAGUAUUAAUAAUUUUUUCUGAAAUGUAGUUUUAAAUAUCCUAAAAUUUCUAGGAAAAUCGAUUGAUUAAUCAGGGACUUUAUUGUUUUCGUUACUGCGCAAAUCCUUUUCGCAACAAAGCAAACAUGGUAGAAAAGGUUUUUCGCCCAGAUGAGAUGUGACGGACUUGUCAAAAACGGUGGGUGUAACAAAAAUUCUAUAAGGAAAAACAGUGUUAAGCCAUGUAUUUCGAUGCUAUUUCCGAUCGUGUGUUAAUCAUAAAAUAAUUGAUCUACCGCAAAAACGCUAAUAUGUGCAAAUUAGAUUCGAUACUAAAAGUAGGUUCAUAAAAGUGAAAAUAUAAAUAUGAAUUUGGAAGAUUCCGGGGGUAGCCUCGGCUUGGGGGGCGAAACGGUCUAUGGAACACACGAAGAUUCUCAUGUCGUCAUGUCGGAAAAAGUGCAAUCCCUGGCUGGCAGUAUUUACCAAGAAUUCGAACGAAUGAUAGCAAGGUAUGAUGAGGAUGUUGUAAAAACCCUAAUGCCUUUACUCGUGAACGUGUUGGAAUGCCUGGACGCUGCCUAUCAACAGAAUCAGGAGCAGGACGUCGAGUUAGAAUUGUUAAGGGAAGAUAACGAGCAACUGGUUACUCAAUAUGAAAGGGAGAAAGGUGCCCGGAAGACAGCCGAACAGAAAUUGCUGGAAUAUGAAGACGCAGCAGAAGGCGAGAGAAAGGAGCUCGCCGCUCGGUUGGAGGCACUCGAAAGCAUCGUACGCAUGUUGGAACUCAAACAUAAGAACUCCAUGGACCACGCCGGUAGGCUGGAGGAGCGGGAGGCGGAACUCAAGAAGGAGUACGCCAAGCUGCACGAGCGCUACACCGAACUGUUCAAGACCCACGUAGAUUAUAUGGAGAGGACCAAGCUGUUGCAUUCCGGCCAGCAGCUGGCCAACGAGAGGGCCGAGGCGGGACGGUUGAAUUCAAACAGGAUAAAUAUGGGGCGCAGCUCGGGGCCCAUCUCUUUCGGGUUCGCCUCCUUGGAGAACGCUGAGACUGUCGACAGUGUGCCAUCGUCGCCUAUAAGUAGCACCCACUCUUCUCCGAGUUUCCAUAGUGAACUGGACAAUAGCCCCAAAGAGGGUGUAACCAAAGUUGAAAGGGGACAGGCUACGGAUUCGCUCAGUCUGGAGAAUAAGAGCAUGGUUACGUCACCAGUUAGCCCCCAGGCCCCCACGACUAACAACAGCAGGAUAAAUACCAAGAAGGAGGAAAGGAGUGGUAACACGCUAUAUCAGGAGCUCAGCUAUCACGACGACGGGGACGAAGACGCCAGUGACAUUACAGGAGGAUGGGUUCAUCCCGGAGAAUACGCUUCAUCCGUCAACGAUAACUUUUACGGCAUGGGCAAAGAAGUCGAGAAUCUCAUCAUGGAGAACAACGAGCUUUUGGCCACAAAGAACGCUCUGAAUGUUGUUAAAGAUGACCUGAUUGUGAAGGUGGACGAGCUGACGGGAGAGAUCGACAUGUUGCGGGACGAGAUACUGUCCCUGAACGUUUCCAGGACCAAGCUCAAGGAGAGGAUAAGCGAACUAGAGGAGGAACUGAAAAAGUUGAAGGAGGCGAACGAGGCCAAACAGGAGGCCGACGACGAGUCCGACGUGCCCAUGGCGCAGCGGAAGCGGUUCACCAGGGUCGAGAUGGCCAGGGUGCUUAUGGAGCGCAAUCAAUACAAAGAACGCUUCAUGGAGCUGCAGGAGGCGGUCCGCUGGACGGAGAUGCUGCGCGCGUCCCGCGGCGACACCCCCUUCGAGAAGCACAGCAACAAGAGCAUCUGGCGCUUCUUCAGCAACCUGUUCAGCAGCAACGACAGGGUGCAGCGGCCGCUGGUGGUGCCCCACCUGCGGUACCAGUCGUCCACCAACCAGGUGGCGCCCGGCAUCAAGGCCCUGCCCAGGCUGGGCCACGACCUCAUCGAGACGGAAAUGGGUUCCGACAAGCUGGCCGUGAGAAAGGCGUUGGAGAGACGGGAGCAGUACCGUCAGGUGCGGGCCCACGUCAAGAAGGAGGACGGCAGGUUGCAGGCCUACGGUUGGAGCCUGCCGGGCAAAGUUAACGCCGGUCCGGCGGGAAAACAGAGCAGCGGAGGCGUCCCCGUUCCCGUGCCCGUUUAUUGCAGGCCUCUGGCCGAAACCACGCCCGCCAUGAGGAUCUGGUGCGCCGCCGGGGUCAAUUUGAUGGGAGGCUAUACCAAAGAUGGCGGGUUAAUGGUAGGAGGCAGCGUAUUCUAUUCCGAGGAGCCGAAAAUCCCCUCCCCCAAACGCGCCCAGUCCGAGGUGGAGAGUCUCGAUAAGGAGUUAAACAACGGCAAGGAGGGCGCUCUCCUCGAGACCCGCCUGUCCUCGCUGGUGUGGAUAUGCACCACCACGCACUCGGCCAGUAUCGUUACCGUGAUCGACGCCAACAACCCGGCGGAGCUGCUUAACAGUUUCGGGGUGUGCUCCAAUCACAUCCUCUGCAUCGCCAGCGUACCCGGUGCUAGUCCCAGCGAUUACUUCGAAACAGUUGCCAAAGUCGAGUGUAAUAACGAGGUUAACGUGAGUAAAGACUGUCCCGCUGACAACGUACCAGCCUCCGGCACCCCGCCCGCUUCCCUCAAGUCGAACGAGGAGGCCGCGACUCAGAGCGGCGAAACCGGUGGGUCAGGGCCACCCAGUAGCGUCGCUAGUAGCAAGCAGAGUAUCAGGAACCACGAGGAGCAAGAAGAGGCAGCAGCGCUGGGCAAAGUAACGUUUGUGGAGAAGGACGAGUCGGCGAUAAACAAAAAAGACAAGUACGCAAAAGCCCAGGAGGAAAAUUGUGAUAGUGGCAAAGAAGCUUUAAACGAGACCUGUGAGACUUGUGAUACUACGUUAGAUUCCAUAAAAUCCGAGGAGGAUCGGCCCAAAACCGAAGAUCCCGAUGAAACUAAAGAUAAACAAAGCCCCGCGCAGAAGGAACGAGACGACCAGCCGCGAGAGACCCAGAGCCAGGAAAUCAUGUCCAGCGUGUUGGCGACGAUGUGGAUGGGGGACGAGCACGGCAACAUCUACGUCCAUUCGUCGGUGACGAACUGGGCGCAGUGCCUGCACACCGUAAAGAUGAAGGACGCCGUCAUAGCUAUAGUUCACAUCAACGGGAGGGUGGUAGUGGCGCUGGCGUGCGGCCAGGUGGCCAUCUUCAAGAGAAACUCUGAAGGGGAAUGGGACCUGUCCCAGUACCAUCUGGUGCAGCUGGGUCUACCACAUCAGUCGGUGCGUCAGCUGGCGGUGGUGGGCGAUAAGGUGUGGUGCGGGUACAGGAAUAAGAUCCACGUUCUCCAACCGCACGACUUGCAGGUCAUACACACCCUGGAGGCGCACCCUAGGAGGGAGAGCCCUGUGAGGCAAAUGGCUUGGCUGGGGGAAGGCGUGUGGGUUUCCAUUCGGCUGGAUUCCACUUUGAGGUUAUAUCACGCCCAUACGUAUCAGCACUUGCAAGACGUCGAUAUCGAACCGUACGUUAGUAAAAUGUUAGGCACUGGCAAACUAGGCUUUUCCUUGGUGCGCAUAACCAGCCUCCUCAUCUCCUCGAAUCGCCUGUGGAUCGGCACCAGCAACGGCGUGAUCAUUUCCGUACCGCUCACGGAAGGCGGCGGCACCUCGGGCGCCGUCGUGCCUAGAGGUAGUCUGCCCGGCGCCGGAGUGCGGAUUAUGCCGGUCCCCGGGAGCUACGUCCCCUUCUGCACCAUGGCGCACGCCCAGCUCAGUUUCCACGGGCACAGGGACAACGUAAAGUUCUUCGUGGCCGUCCCAGGGAACGGAGGAAUGAGCGCUGCGUCUACCCCUUCCGAGGCGAUGUCCGCCUCCGUCUCGUCCGUGGGCGGCCAGCUGAAGCAGCCCACGGCGAUGCUGGUGAUCUCGGGCGGGGAGGGCUACGUGGACUUUAGAAUAGGGGGCAGGACUGAUGCUAACGAGUGUCCAUGGUGUCCCCCCUAUCAGGCGCAAGUUGAAGGUGACGAAAUGGAGGAUAGCGUUGUUAGCACAGGCGGGACGGGUUUUCUGGAGUCUGCUCAGGGAAGUCACAGCCAGGUGGGCGAGUUGAGCCAUUUGAUCGUGUGGCAGGUGUCCACCGGUUAAUGUCGUAAAUUUAUACCCAUUUAAAAUGUUUCUUAUUUCAUAGCGGGGACGGCAACUAGAGAAUUGUGCAAAUUUGUGGUGAUAUUUUGAGUUGACUAACAAUCCUAAACCAAACGAGUACUUCGUUCGCCUGGAACAGUUAAAAACACUGAACAAGACAAAGUAGUUAAUAUCAAUAAUUAUUUUUUAUUCAUUUCGACACGUUAAGGGUUGUUGUCAACGUUCAGUGUCUCUAACUGUGAUAAUGGCGCCAUCUAGAUACUUAAUAUUCAACUACAUAUGGGAUUCGAGUCGGUGCACGAUUUCGACAAUUUAAUUUUCAAAUUUCAGAAAUUGGCUUGUUAAAAUUUGCACAGUUCCGCCGACAAAGAAAUACAUAAAUAUAUACAAAAUACUGGUGUAGAACUCUAAAAUUAGCUUUAUACUAGAGAAAAAUUCAAAUUAUAAAAGUGACAAUUUAAACAAUUUACCGUACUAUAGUAAACCUAUUUUACUAUAUCAUUAUUUAUAUACAAGGAGCAUUAUUAUGUAUAGUGUAAUUUUUUUUUGUUGACGAUGUAUAAUAUUCUGUAAAUCCAUUUUAUUUAUGAUAUUUAUUUGUACAUUUUAGGCAAAUGCUUAGCUAAUUUUUAUUGACAUGUACGUAUUGUGCUUAUUUUGAUUGUUUACUAAAUAA